This is a messenger RNA of Notechis scutatus (mainland tiger snake), 1042 nucleotides long. The record is from RefSeq and is a predicted model, not a curated record. NCBI's taxonomy places the organism in Eukaryota, Metazoa, Chordata, Lepidosauria, Squamata, Elapidae.
AUGCUGUUCUACAUUUUAUUAGGUAUAUCAGGUUGUGAUAUUGUCCUCUGUGAUAACGACACUACAGACUGCAAGGAUGUUGAGGGCAGUAUUCCAACAUGUGAAUGUAAACCAGGCAUGGCUAAGAAUUACUUAGAAGACAAAGCUUGUCGAGCUUGUCAAGGCUGUUCUGCAGAAAAAAAUGAAUUCUGUUUCCUGAAAGCAAAUCUCGUCCCCGAAUGCCGAUGUCUGCCAAAUUUCGAGAAAAAGGAUGCAGAAUGUGAAGCGUGCAGCAUUGGAUUUUCUGGAGAAGGCUGCCAAGAUAGUUACAUGGCCAUCAUCAUAGGAAUAUCUACCUUGUGCGGCGUUCUUCUGGUGGCUUUAAUUGGCGUAACCAUUUGCAUCUUAAGAAAACGGAAGCCUAAAACGGAAGAGCAACAAUUGGUAAGCCAUGAGUAUUCAACCUCGGGCAAUCCUUAUGGCGUUCCUCCUGCCACAAACUUUGCUGAAAGUGGGAGAAUGUUCCCCAGAAUCCGAGCUACGAAUGACGCACCAUUGAGCAAAGCCACUGCUGAGAACCCAACCAAUUUCUACAAAGAAGGAGCUGCAAAUAGAGGCUACGUUCCUGAGCAAGAUUAUAGCAACGAUAACUGGCUAGACAUGCCCUCCAGAUACUGAGUCCAGCUGAAGAGCAAGGAAAAAUAAGAACAUCUGGUCAACAUGGGCGCUGCCAUGGAAUCAAAAUGCAAUGCUUCUGAAUUCUCCAAUCACUUUUGCACUAAGAGAGCUAAUAUCUCAGAAGGACUUUACAGCUACCUUUUGUAAAGUACUCUAGACCUGCCGGUUAAUGGAACUUCAGCUCUACUUGCUGUCUUCCUUAAAUGAGUGGGGGGGCGGGGGGGGCAGGAAGAAAGAUAUGGAAUGUGCUGCAACCCUACAAGCUGCCAUGGCUUUAGCAUAUCUUCUAUCACCUAUGUGUCAUCACAAAAGAAGAGGCAGUCGGGAAGAGGGGAAAGAAGAAUAGCUCCCUUUAACCCAGAGAGUUUCUUAACUGGAGUUUGAU